AUGUUGGGUCGGCUCUUUAAACAAAACCCGUCCAACAGCUUCCACCAUCACCACAACAACCCCAACACCACCACGUCAUCGUCAUCAACAGCGUCGUACAACAAUCUCGGAGCCGCAUCCAUAAACGCAUCCUCUAUGGUCUCGUUCGAGGACACAUACGCCAGAGAAAUAUUGUACGGAACAAACAACGCCAACCAGCUCAAACCAUACGUGAUCAACAACAAGUUUUUCCGGAUCCUCAUCUCACAGGAUGGGGGCAGUCUCCGUGCUAAGCAAGUGCUUUAUGAUUCGGCCUCGGACUCGCAAUCCCCCAAUGCAUCUACACCAACUUCACCCACGGCCACAGCGUACAACUGUAAACCCUUCUGUAGACCGAAUCUGCUCAACAGAAACAUAAUGACAUCAAAAGUUUACCACAAUAGCAGCGAACUCAACGACUACAUGUUUGGCUGUGGCUUGCCAUCCAACGAGACAAACUGCGCUACUAAAGUGCACAUUCUUCCAGUUCUCACCAACUCCGUCUGUGGACCGUACAACUCUGUUUUGGUGACGAGACUAUUCUCCAUCAGUGACUUUGAAGCCAGCGAACAGUGCUCGGAUUUGUCGAGAUUGUCCUUGGACCUGAGCUGGAACCCUUCUCCGACUAUACGAGUGGGCAACACAAACAUCAGAAAACAUCUAUUUGCGAAGGCUUCUUGCAACGAAAACAACAACAAGAACAACUUCAACAGCCGGUUUGCCAUCAGUGUAGUGAUUCCACUCGAAUCGAUAAAUGAUAUCAACGACGUGAUCUUCAAUAACUGGGAGGAGAUUUCUCAUUUCAUGGUCGUGAUGCAAAAGAUAGUGUACAAGAAAUUGAUUAUGCACCUUAAUAACGACUCCUUUUACGAUAAUGACAACAAACUCACCUCAUGCCCAUAUCUUAUAAACAAAAGAAUUCAGUUUCCCAGCUACAUGUUGCAAGGAGAGGACAUAGGUUCCCAGCUCUUCAAGUUGAUCAAAUUGAUCUACUACAAUGCCAACAUACCCAAGAUCAUCAACUGCAACUACCUCAUCAAGUCAGCCAUUAAGAACGAGAAAUCUCAGUAUAAUCCGAUGUUGUUGAACUGGGUGCUAGAGAUUUUGAACUGGCUCGAGUUCAAGGAUGGGAAAAACUUGGGAAAUACAGAUCUUACUGCUUUGAAUGGAACAUGCAACAAUAACACUUUCUUGGCGAGUUUGUUAGCGUUGUUGAUUCCGUAUAGAAAGCUGUUGGGUAUUAGGCCAUAUCACCAUGUUCCUAAUUCAAAGAAUAGAGAAAUAACCAGAGUGGUGAUCAUGACUGGAAAUCCUGUAGUGGCGAAGAAGUUGAUCUUUAUCAUCAACGGCAUAAUACCUUACAGUCCGUCAGCUAAACUUUCACUGUACGAAAAGAAUGGUAACGAUUCAUUCAACGAAGUAAAUGAGAACGACGAUGACAACUCUAGCAAAAAGAGUUCUCCUUUGAAUGCUUCUAGCCAUCCUAUACCAAUAAAGCCCACGAGUUUGGCUAAUUCGUACGAAUCGUCUGACAAUUCAUUUUUGGGAUCUACUCCUUCAGUUAAAGGCUGGGAGAUUCCCAGUAAAUCCUCAGCAAGUACGACAACUACGACUCCGAACAAACAGAUAGAACUGGCUAUGAAAGGAAUUCCAAUUGCAAAGGCUUCCAUGACAACAGCAGUUGAUGGAACUAACUAUCCAUCUUCGUUAUCCAAAAGUUCAUCUAUGGCUCAUCUUUCAUCUUCAUUAAAUUCUUCGUCCUCUUCUUCGUAUUCAAACUAUUCAUUGUCGAAAAUUGGAGGUAGUUUCAUGGAAAAGUGGAAGAAUUCGUUUGGUGCUUCUUACACAAGCAACUCGAUGCAUUCUAUUCCUUAUUCCAAUUCCAAUAACUCAAAUCCUUCUGGAGCUACAUAUUUUCCCAACAGUGACUUUGCUCCUCCUGCUUCUUAUGGUAGUUUGUCAAAGAGGACUUCUAUCCAAUCUAUGAGAACUCCAUCGCCAGCAAUUGAAUAUGAAGAGUUUCAAUGGCAGCCCACGACGCCUAUGUCCAUUGCAAAUAACAUAUCUCAUUCUUCCAACAACAGCCAACAUGGCACUAUUGUGGGAACACCCACGAAAUUGUCGAGAACUCAGUCGAUGUACGACCUUUACAAUAUGAAUAGCAAUGGAAACAACGUUAUGAAUGAAGAAAGCUACAACGAUGGCUCAGCUACAAAUUCACACAUGAAGAAUAUCACAAUCAAGAGGGCUAAGUCGAGUGUCUAUGCACCUUUGGUUGACGACAUUGCAGUCAAGAACAUCACAGAACAUAACAAGAGUGUCAUCAAACUGAAAUGUGAAGAGAUAAUGAAAUUGAGGUACAGUGUCAAGAAUUCUCACAACUCAAUUUUAGAGAUAAAUCCAAUUAAGACAAAACCUAAGGUCGAAACUCAUUAUAUUGAUAUAGACGAAGCAGAGAUGCUUAAGAACAAGCCCUUGCUUCCUAUUGUUGCUUUCACAGACGAGUUUAGAUCGGAAUUUAGCAUUCAGUCGUGUCCAGUCAACCCCAAGUUGGAGACACAGGUUACCAACUGUAUGAAGAACGAUUUGAUGUUUUACCAGAAUAACUAUGACUACGAAAGUAUCACAUCGAGAACUGUUUUCAUCAGCUUAAGAGCCAGAGAAAUCAAGGUUAUCGAGAUGAAUAUCAACAACGACAAUUCACCGCAAGACUCGACUAUAAGCAAUGAGACGAACCAACCUUUGAAUUCA
Messenger RNA from Scheffersomyces stipitis CBS 6054, 2769 nucleotides. RefSeq lists its product as uncharacterized. The transcript has 4 exons. Lineage: Eukaryota; Fungi; Ascomycota; Pichiomycetes; Serinales; Debaryomycetaceae. The record is from RefSeq and is a predicted model, not a curated record. The annotation marks the transcript as partial.